Molecule: messenger RNA, 1157 nt
Organism: Notothenia coriiceps (black rockcod)
Lineage: Eukaryota; Metazoa; Chordata; Actinopteri; Perciformes; Nototheniidae
Gene: rfxap
Product: regulatory factor X-associated protein
Exons: 3
Coding region: 135-779 (214 amino acids)
Biological process (GO): regulation of transcription by RNA polymerase II
Cellular component (GO): nucleus
Source: RefSeq, a predicted model, not a curated record
GACACAACGACAUACUGACUGCAGUGGGGUUUGAACCUGUGCUCCUAUGAUCCCAACACCAACGCACUAACCCACUGUGCCACAGCCUCCCUUAAGCUGUUGCUUUACUGAAUCUGUAUCUGAACACCGCAAUCAUGAGUGAAGAUGAUAAUUCAGCCUCUGCAAACAGAGACAGGGACUCCACUCUCCUGCUCACUAAAGACGGACAGAGGUACUACGUGAGUAAGAGCGGAGUAGUUGACAGCAGAAAUGUGAUAACUCCGCACGAACCGGACAACAACGCCUCCUCCUAUGACAUGGAUGAUAUGGACGAAGAGAGCGAUGUUCUGGACACUUCGGACCCCAGAGACAGCGCCGCCAGCCCAGAGGAACUGAACGACGAUGAGACCUCGGAGGGGGACAGCGCCCCCAAACAGUGCACCUAUGACGGCUGCACGGAGACCACCACGCAGGUGGCCAAGCAGCGGAAACCGUGGAUGUGCAAAAAACACCGCAACAAGAUGUACAAAGACAAGUACAAGAAGAAGAAGAAUGAUCAGGCCAUGUCCACUGGAAAAAUUGAUGAGAACUCAGAGGAGCGGCCUGUAUCAGUGAACAAACAGCGUCUGGGCGCCAUGGGGGACCGGCCAACCAGACCCUCCCUCAUAGAGCAGGUCCUCAACCAGAAGAGACUGUCCCUGCUCAGAAGUCCAGAGGUGAUCAGCUUCCUGCAGCAGCAGCAGCAGCUCCUGGCCUCACAGAGCCGCAGCCAGGCACAGCAGCAGUUCCCGGGCUGUUGACGCUGGGCAGUUUUACCUUAUUGUGAUGCAUAGAGAACACUGAAAAAACACUGGUACUGCAUUCGUAAAUAGAUAGUAACCAUACACUGUAUACAUUGAAAUCCCCAGCCAAACAGCCCUGCUUAAGAAAGAAUAAAAAGGGACAUUUUAAAGGCGUGAUGAGACUGCUGGACUAAACUACAUGAAUUGAUCUAAAUCACUUGAAAGAUAUGCAUUUCUAACCAUGUCUAGUGCUAUCUCUCUUCUAUUCUCAUUUUAAUUAUUGUAGUAGCAUUAAUUAUGAAGGCAUUGUAUUAUAAUUGUCCAGAGGCCUGUACUGCGAAUCCAGUUCAACAUACCCUGGAUAUGUUUGAGUUACCCGGUUUACCUAAUCCAAAA